CGGAGGGAGUUGGCUUCAAAAUGGAAUGGUGAGGCUGAGCACCAAACCCCCAAACCCCAAAGUCGAGAUGAAUUUGAAGGAGCCCCCCAUCACCGGCGCCGGCGCUGGCGCGGCGGCUUCUCCGCCUGCUCCGAGCACCCUCCGGCGGAACCCUCCACGCAGCGCGAGGCCUCCCCCCACCCCUCUCCCCAAUUCCAAACCCUCCCAGAUCUCUCGCUUGCUCGAGGAGGCGGCGGAGCGGCUCAAGGUGUUCCUCCGCAUCCGCCCCCUCCCGCUCCCGGAGCGCAAGGGCAAGGCCAAGUCCCCAACUAAUCCCAAGCAAGUGUGCCUCGUCGCCAACUCCCCCAACUCCGUCGCGCUCACCGUCCCGCAUUCCAAGCUCCUCGACCCCAAGCGCGGCCGCACCGAGGUCUUCGACGGCUUCUCCUCCGUCUUCUCACCCGAUUCCUCACAGCAUGAUGUAUUUAGUCAAGUGAUGAAUCCGCUGGUGGAUGACUUGUUGUUGGGAGGAAAGAGUGGCCUUCUGGUUGCAAUGGGUCCCACUGGCUCUGGAAAGACCCAUACUGUCUUUGGCUCCCCAAGGAAUCCUGGACUUGUACCACUCACGCUACGCCGCAUCUUCUCUCCAACAACACAUGAACCCUUCAGCAAACUACGAUCAUUUUGCUUCUCAAUGUUCGAGAUACUUUCUGAGGGAAAAGGAGAGCGGAUUCUUGACCUACUGUCUGAUGCGACCGACCUUGUUCUCCAGCAGUCAACAAUUAAAGGUCUUAAAGAGGUAUCCGUUGAAAAUUUUGCGGAUGCUGAGGCCUUACUUUUUUCUGGGAUGCUGAAGCGUACCACAGCUGCAACAAAUGCUAACAGCAAGUCAAGUCGAUCGCAGUGCAUUAUCACUAUACGUGCUGUUCAUAAAAGCUCUGAUGCAGAAAGUGAGAAUUCGCUUAAUAAUGCUGUCCUGACCAUAGCAGACCUUGCGGGGGCAGAGCGGGAAAGGAGAACUGGAAAUCAAGGUACACGAUUGCUAGAGAGUAAUUUCAUCAACAAUACAUCCAUGGUUUUUGGUCUCUGUUUGAGGUCUUUGUUAGAGCAUCAGAAAAACAAGAAGAAACCCUUGGAGAAGCACUUCAAGAACUCAAUGUUGACAAGGUACUUGAGAGACUACCUGGAAGGAAGGAAGAAAAUGACUCUGAUUUUGAAUGUGAAACCAGGAGAUGAUGAUUAUUUGGAUACAUCUUUUUUGCUAAGACAAGCAUCUCCGUACAUGAAAAUAAAGUAUACCAACCUUGAGGACUCUUCUGGAUUGGUUUCCCAAAAGAGAAGCAGUGCUUCCCUGAUUUGCCAAGAGAACACGAAAAAGAGGAAGAUUCAUAAGGUCGCAGGAAAGGAUGACAUUGAUAAGGAUGAUGGUGUUACAAUUUCUGAAAAAGAUGAGUCACAGUACAAGCUUCUUAAUUCAGAAUUGCGAAGAGUUUCGAGAAAUGAAGAAAUAAUGACAAACUUUGCCAGGGCUUUAUGGACUGUUUUAAAGCAGUAUAAACAAAAACUUUUGGAGUCUGAGAAUGCUGUUGAGAGCACAAGAGAAUUGCUUAGAUCUAAAGACAUCAAAAUUAUGGAGCUGGAGAAGAAGUUGAAGGUUCUAAGUUGUUCAUGCAAGAAAUUUCCAGCUGUUGAAGAUACCUUUGUUGAGCAAAACAAUGAUGUGUCUUCUGGUCAAGUGGCUCAAAGUUUUGUUUCUCUAUCAAGUCAAACUGAUCUUGUAUCUAUUGACUCUGCUCUAAACAAAUCUUUAGCAGUAGAAGAGGUCUCAGAAGAAUCUACAGGUCAUGGCCCUGAAAGGUCUUCAGAUUAUGAUGACAAGACAGGGACAGGGGGAUCUGAUGUUUGUGAUACUUCUAUUAUUAAGCUGAUAGCGGAAGAAGAAUUGUGCUCCGGAGAUUGUAAGCCAGAGAAAGCAAGUAGUUCCGAUGCUUUUAUUCCUGAGCAUGAUGUGGAAAAAGAAAACAUUGGGAUAGUGGUACAGGUGCUUGAUAAGAAGUUGGAUAGGUCUGAAAGUUGCUCUGAUGGUGGUGGUGUCACACAUUCAUCCAGUAGUUUGGAUCAUCCAUCUGAUCAAAGCUUUACAGAUACAUGCCUACAGAAUGAAAGCGCAAACCUGUCUCCACAAUUUAUUGGUGCUAGCAAGAAAUCUCCCAUAGAGCAAAGUGAAGAAGAAAGGGAAGAGAUACACAAUAUAACAACGGAGGGGAUUCAACAGAAUGUUCACACAAGAGGGGUGAAACAUCAUAGUACUCCAAGUUGUUCCCAAGAAGUGAACUCUGGCUCAUUACAUGUUAGCUCCAGUCAGUUGCAAGGGAUGGGUGCUCUUCAGCAGGAUCCUCAGUCAGAAAGAUGCAAGCCAACAGUAGAAAUAACCAUUGUGGAAUAUGGCUGUGCUCAACCUCCACAUGUAGUGGAUGAUCAUGGAGGCAUGUAUCCAUGUACGCUAAAUGGAAAAUCUUCCCCAAGGAAAGCUCCAAUAUCUCCAACCAAGGACAAUCAGGCUGAAAAACUGACAGAUAAAAUAGAGGAUCUCUCUGCUUCUAAGCCUUGCAAUAGAAAGAACACUAGAAGGAGAUUGCAGCCUGUGUCAGCUAUGAUGCUCAAAGAAUUCACAGGUCCUGAUAUAUUUGUGGAUACCAGAAAGGAAGAAAAAGUGAAAUCGUCAAGAGAUGCAAUGGGGAGAUCCGACAAGCUUAUUCGACUGUUGACAGACCACCCACCCCGUGCCCGUGGACGAGCCCAGUAGUAGCUUCUUUCUUCUCUUUUGGUCGUGGAGGUGUCCUGAGCUGCCUCUCUACUUUCUUUCUUUCUUGUUUACAAGGUCGAUCGGAAGAUGUUAUUUCGUAGGAUGUUCACUCAUUUUGCGGUACCAAUCACGUACUACUACUUCCACGGUUGUCUUUUGCAGUACCUGCUUGUUCAUCUUUUAUCGACCUUUUGACGUGUGGGUACAUGCGCCUGUGCUCAUGCGAAUAUACAUUUCUAUGUAAAUAUGCACUCGUUGCGUAUGCGCAAUGCAGUUCAAAUGUAAAUAGGGAGGCAAUUCUCGUCAUUGUACAUCUGUUUAAUCCUUA
This is a messenger RNA of Oryza sativa Japonica Group (Japanese rice), 3113 nucleotides long. RefSeq names its product kinesin-like protein KIN-6. Gene Ontology annotation, biological process: microtubule-based movement; spindle assembly. The record is from RefSeq and is a predicted model, not a curated record. Gene Ontology annotation, cellular component: microtubule; kinesin complex. Gene Ontology annotation, molecular function: microtubule motor activity; ATP binding; microtubule binding. NCBI's taxonomy places the organism in Eukaryota, Viridiplantae, Streptophyta, Magnoliopsida, Poales, Poaceae.